AUGAAGAAAACUCCCCUUCAAUUAUUAUUUAUAAUAGCGACUUAUUUCUUGCAAGCCGUGUUUUCUGACACUAUAAAAUAGCAGACAAUCACUGUUAAUUUUUAUUAAAAUUAAAACAAUUAUGUUUUAGAUUCUACUUUGUUAAAUUUGCAAUUUUCAACAGAUUUACCAACAAUUACAACCGACAUUUUGUAGAAUGCAAUUGAUAUAAAGCUAAAAAAUUUAGUAAAUAAUGUAGAUUUUACUUGGUAAGUUAUUACUAAGGUAUCUAAUAGUUUAUUUCAAAUAAAGAUAAAUUAUAAGACUAGUAUCUAUGUAAAAUAGCUCUAUCUCUAUUUCAUCAAUCCUUAUGCAAUUCAUGACUAAAAUUCUAACUAUUUAAGCUUGGACUCUUACACUAUAUCUGUUAGCGUGGGGCCAGUUGUCUUCUUUGAAAGUUACUAAAACUCAGAAAUUGAUGUGAUGAAAUUAAUACUUUUUAUUGUCAUUUGCAUCUUCUGCGGGCUUUAUUUUAUCAUUUAUACCUUUAGAUACCUCAAAGAAGGACUUAAUCUUUUUUGGGCCUUUGUAGAUCUAAUACAGCUAUACAAUUUGUUCCUCUUUUUGGAUACAAACCACUUUGAAAAUGUUAGCAAAUUACUUAAGCAAUGUAAUAUUCUAAAUUUUUGGUACAUAGACUUUAUAAACAAGUACUAAAAUACUUCUUUUAUGCAACAUGCUAUUGAAAAUCCAUCUACUUCAGCAAUAACUAAUUUACCAUACCCAUUUAUCCAAAAUUAGUACACCUCUUAUUUCAUUCUCAACUCAUUCUUUCCACUUUUCAUUGUAGGAACAGGUAUUUUGCUCAUGCUAACAUCAUUAAUAGUUUGUCCUUAAUCCAGAUUUAGGAUUCAAGGAGUUCUCCGUAAUCUUGCCUAAUUCUCCCUGCUUAUUAGAGGAACUUUGAUAUCUUGUUGCUAAAUAUUUAUUAGUGCCUUUCUUUUCUUUAAAAACUUCACAGGUGUUAUAAAUAUUGUUACAUGCAUCGUCACUAUAGUUUUCUAUACUAGUUCUAUUUUAGCCUUUUCUUAUGUAUUGAAUAUUGGAUAGUCUAUUCCUCUAGCAGAAUAACAAACCAAGGAUAAAUAUGGUAGUUUAUAUGAAGGUUUAAUUCUUAAAGCUGUCUUGAAGAGAAAUUUCAACAUCUUUUUUAUGCUAAGAAAAAUAAUUAUGGCUAUUUUUAUAAUUUUUCUGGAUAACAAGCAAAUGCUCCAGAUGAUAUUUGUUUUAGUUGUUUAGAUCAUUUUUAUGGGUUUGAUUUCUUCCAAACUUCCUUAUGAAUACGGCAAAAACAACGUUUGGAUGGUUACAUCAGAAUUUUUUUUAUCUGGCUUUUUGCUCUUAAUGAGUGCAUGGGUUGUAUUUGAUUACCUAGGAAAGAGAGCAACAGAAACUUAAUCAAAAGCAACAACAACAGACAGAAUCACUUAUUUUAGAUGA
Molecule: messenger RNA, 1479 nt
Organism: Tetrahymena thermophila SB210
Lineage: Eukaryota; Ciliophora; Oligohymenophorea; Hymenostomatida; Tetrahymenidae
Product: transmembrane protein, putative
Exons: 3
Source: RefSeq, a predicted model, not a curated record